Podospora anserina S mat+ is the source of this 1650-nucleotide messenger RNA. RefSeq lists its product as uncharacterized. The record is from RefSeq and is a predicted model, not a curated record. The coding region runs from base 1 to 1650 and encodes 549 amino acids. The transcript is spliced from 6 exons. NCBI's taxonomy places the organism in Eukaryota, Fungi, Ascomycota, Sordariomycetes, Sordariales, Podosporaceae. Gene Ontology annotation, biological process: proton motive force-driven ATP synthesis; proton transmembrane transport. Gene Ontology annotation, molecular function: proton-transporting ATP synthase activity, rotational mechanism; ADP binding; ATP binding.
AUGUUCCGGAACGCCCUCAGACAGAGCACGCGCGCCGUGGGCGCUCUCUCUGCCACCAGCAGACUCGCUGUGCGAAAUGCCGCACCCGCUGCCAUCCAGGCCCGCACCUUCGCCGAGGCCAAGGCCUCCCCGACUGAGGUCUCUUCCAUCCUCGAGCAGAGAAUCCGCGGUGUCCAGGAGGAGUCCAACCUCGCCGAGACCGGUCGUGUCCUCUCCGUCGGUGAUGGUAUCGCCCGUGUGCACGGCAUGGCCAAUGUCCAGGCUGAGGAGCUUGUCGAGUUCGCCUCUGGCGUCAAGGGCAUGUGCAUGAACUUGGAGGCCGGCCAGGUCGGUGUCGUGCUUUUCGGUUCUGAUCGUCUUGUCAAGGAGGGCGAGACCGUCAAGCGUACCGGCGAAAUUGUCGACGUUCCCGUCGGGCCCGAGCUUCUCGGCCGUGUCGUCGAUGCUCUCGGCAACCCCAUCGAUGGCAAGGGCCCCAUCAACACCAAGGAGAAGCGUCGUGCCCAGCUCAAGGCCCCCGGCAUUCUUCCCCGCAAGUCCGUCAACCAGCCCGUGCAGACUGGUCUCAAGUCCAUCGACGCCAUGGUCCCCAUUGGUCGUGGUCAGCGUGAGUUGAUCAUUGGUGAUCGUCAGACCGGCAAGACUGCCGUCGCUCUCGAUGCCAUGCUCAACCAGAAGCGGUGGAACAGCGGCAACGACGAGACCAAGAAGCUUUACUGCAUCUACGUCGCCGUCGGCCAGAAGCGCUCCACCGUCGCCCAGCUCGUCAAGACCCUCGAGGAGAACGACGCCAUGAAGUACUCCAUCGUCGUCGCCGCCACCGCCUCCGAGGCUGCUCCGCUUCAAUAUUUGGCACCCUUCACCGGCGCUUCCAUCGGCGAGUGGUUCCGUGACAACGGCAAGCACUCUCUCGUCAUCUUCGACGAUCUGUCCAAGCAGGCCGUUGCUUACCGUCAGAUGUCCCUUCUUCUCCGUCGUCCCCCCGGACGUGAGGCCUACCCCGGUGACGUUUUCUACCUCCACUCUCGUCUCCUCGAGCGUGCUGCCAAGAUGAACGACAAGCACGGUGGUGGUUCCAUGACUGCCCUUCCCGUCAUUGAGACCCAGGGUGGUGAUGUGUCUGCCUACAUUCCUACCAACGUCAUUUCCAUCACUGACGGUCAGAUCUUCUUGGAGGCUGAGCUUUUCUACAAGGGUAUCCGUCCCGCCAUCAACGUCGGUCUUUCCGUCUCUCGUGUCGGUUCCGCUGCCCAACUCAAGGCCAUGAAGCAAGUCGCUGGUUCGCUCAAGCUCUUCUUGGCCCAGUACCGUGAGGUCGCUGCCUUCGCCCAGUUCGGUUCCGAUCUUGAUGCCGCCACCAAGCAGACCCUCAACCGUGGUGAACGCUUGACCGAGCUCCUCAAGCAGAAGCAGUACUCCCCCAUGGCCGUCAACGAGAUGGUUCCCCUUAUCUUCGCCGGUGUCAACGGUUUCCUCGACCAGGUCCCCGUUGCCAAGAUCCUCCAGUGGGAGGCUGACUUCCUCUCUCACCUCAAGACCAACGAGGCUGACCUCCUUGCCACCAUCGAGAAGGAGGGUGCCAUCAGCAAGGACCUUGAGGCUAGACUGAAGGACGUCAUCUCCACCUUCACCAAGGGCUUCCUCGGUUAA